Aspergillus mulundensis is the source of this 363-nucleotide messenger RNA. RefSeq names its product putative prefoldin subunit 1. The record is from RefSeq and is a predicted model, not a curated record. Gene Ontology annotation, molecular function: protein folding chaperone. Gene Ontology annotation, biological process: protein folding. Gene Ontology annotation, cellular component: prefoldin complex; cytoplasm. Bases 1 to 363 code for a protein of 120 amino acids. Lineage: Eukaryota; Fungi; Ascomycota; Eurotiomycetes; Eurotiales; Aspergillaceae. The transcript is spliced from 3 exons.
AUGUCUAUUCCAAAUGAAGCUCUCCAAAAGCUCCUCCAAGAGAUCGAAUCCCGCGUGAUUACCUCACAGCAACAGAUCGGGAUUACGAAGGCGCAGAUGACGAGCAAGAACCGUGAUAUCCGGAUGCUGGAGCUUACGUCAAAGGAACUGGGCACUUUGCCUGCCGAGACGAAGGUCUAUGAGGGUGUUGGGAAGAUGUUCGUUGCGGUCCCCAGAACAUCAGUUGACAAGCGGAUAUCGACAGAGAGCGGGGAGCUGAAGGGGGAGAUUGAGAGUUUGGAGAAGAGGAUGAACUAUCUAGAGAUGACGUUCAAGAACAGUCGGGAGAACCUGGAGGCGAUUUUGAAAUCUGGACGGGCGUGA